Molecule: messenger RNA, 8461 nt
Organism: Drosophila bipectinata
Lineage: Eukaryota; Metazoa; Arthropoda; Insecta; Diptera; Drosophilidae
Product: diacylglycerol kinase eta
Biological process (GO): lipid phosphorylation; intracellular signal transduction; diacylglycerol metabolic process
Molecular function (GO): ATP-dependent diacylglycerol kinase activity; protein binding
Source: RefSeq, a predicted model, not a curated record
CAGUUCGCCGCGCGACUCCCUUAACUUCGGCCGGGAACUGAAAGAGAAGCCCGAGCUGAAAGUAAAAAAUAAAAACAAAAAAAGGAGGAAAAUAAAUCGAGGUGGCCAUUUAGUGUCUACUUUUAUAAUUACGACUGUGCAAAUAAGCAAACAUGAUAUACUAAUUUCAAUUAUUGUCGGAGCGAUUUAAUGAGUGAAUUGUGGGUGUUAUUUGAUAGACAAUUUUGUGAGAAUUGCAUUUGCCUUUUAGUUAGUGUGCCCUAAUUGUACAACUGUAGUUAAAACUUUUUACAUCUAUUUAAAAGCAAUUAUUAACUAAUUUGUACGUCGUGAGCGUGUACGUCAUAUAAUAAACAAUAGCUACCCAUUCCUGCUUGUGUGUAUUGGAGUCCCUGGCGGUAUGUGAAGUAGUGGGUCAUUUUUAUAUAAGCCGCCCUAGAAGAAUAUGAGAAAAUCACCUGGGUCCCAGGAGCCUUGGAUUUCGAUACCGUGUUCUGCCUCGUGACAGUCUAAAGAAUAAUGGGAAGCAUACCCACACCCACAUCACAACAAUGGCCCACAUAAAACUGGACACCCUCGAUGUGGUGCAACGUUCCAGUACCACCCGCAGGAGCAACCCCAAUAGCGGUCGAAGUAGCGCCUGUAGCUCUGGUAGCCUCUCACCAGUGCCCAUCAUUCCGAUCAUUUCGAUUAGUCGUGAAACUGACGAUUCCGAAUCUGAGUCAGAGUUCGAGGCAAAGCCAACACGUUUAUUUCAACGGAGUUUGUCCACCAAACGCACAAAAAACUUGGCUGCUACUAUAAAGGAAGGAUUUUUACUGAAGCACACGUGGUCUUUUCAACGCUGGCGCCGCCGCUACUUUCGACUGAAGCGAAAUAUCUUACUUCAUGCCAAGGAUGAAAAGUGCGAUGUUCUCGAUGAAAUUGAUCUGUCCGACCUGUGCUAUUUUGAGUGCGGCAUCAAGAACGUAAAUCAUAGUUUCCAGAUAAUCACUCCUACUAGAUCCUUGGUACUUUGCGCCGAAUCCCGCCGAGAAAUGGAGGAUUGGCUCGGCAGCCUCAAGACGGCGACAACGCCACAACGACCGCGCGGCGACAGCUUCUUGAUUGAACAGCACGACAUCCUGUCGAACCACCAUCACUGGUACGCCACCUCCCAUGCCCGACCCACCUACUGCAACGUCUGCCGGGACGCGCUCUCGGGAGUAACCUCCCACGGACUCAGCUGCGAAGUCUGCAAAUGCAAGGUCCACAAGCGAUGCGCGGCCAAGUCCAUCGCCAACUGCAAAUGGACGACGCUGGCGAGUGUGGGCAAGGACAUCAUCGAGCAGGCGGACGGGAUCAUCAUGCCGCAUCAGUGGAUGGAGGGCAACCUGCCCGUCUCCUCCGUAUGCGCCGUUUGCAAGAAAACCUGCGGAUCGGUCCUGCGCCUCCAGGACUGGAGGUGCCUUUGGUGCCGAGCAACUGUUCACGUGGCAUGCCGACCGCAGAUGGCGGUUGCAUGUCCGAUUGGACCCGCUAAGCUAUCGGUGGUGCCGCCGACGAGUGUGCACUCCAUCAGCACCGACGAUGCCUGGGACGUUGUCAGCCCCAAGGGGAACUUCUCCCCACUCCUAGUUUUUGUCAACUCCAAGUCUGGCGAUAACCAGGGCGUUAAGUUCCUGCGCCGCUUCAAGCAGUUACUUAAUCCGGCCCAGGUCUUUGAUCUUAUCUCUACGGGUCCGAGCCUGGGCUUGAGACUAUUCAGACACUUUGAGAUGUUUCGCAUCCUGGUGUGCUCUGGAGAUGGAUCCGUGGGCUGGGUGCUCAGUGAGAUCGAUCGUUUCAACAUGCAUAAACAAUGCCAGGUGGCGGUGAUGCCUUUGGGAACUGGGAACGACCUGGCUCGGGUUUUGGGCUGGGGCUCCAGUUGCGACGAUGACACCCAUCUCCCACAGAUCCUUGAGAGGUACGAGUCGGCCAGCACAAAGAUGCUCGACCGCUGGAGCAUCAUGGUCUUUGAAAAGGCCAUAGCCGUGCCCAAGACGCCAAAGAUGUCCAUCACCACCGAGCAGGAGGCCCUUCUCACCGGCAUGGUGACUUCAGCCAACCAUCACUUACGCUUCAUUGUGGAAACGAACGACACCCAGACGCUGAUCAGCUCAACCCAGAGUCUGUGUGAAACGAUUGACGAUUUGGUGAAUCGCAUCUCGGAGCAUCACAGGGAAGACGAACAACUGGCCGUGAAGUGCGAUAUCCUGAGGCAGAAGCUGAGCAUGCUGCUGGAUGCCCUGCAGGAGGAGGAGAUGGGCGCCCACAGCGGAGACGACUUGAUAGCCACCAUUAGGAGUCUUAUUGCAAGAAGUAUUCCUGAGGCCCCUGGAAGUAGUGCUCCCCUGCUCAACCCCAGCAUAUCCAUUGAGAAAAAUGAAAAGGAUCAGAUUAAUACAAAGGAACGCCGCAGCAGUCGCUCCCUUCGCUCCAGUGAAAAGGAGGCCUUGCAGUCCCGGGCCAAUAGCGUGAAGAGGGCCAUUUAUAAUGUAGUGGAGCACUCGGAACCUGGCCGCCCGAAACGCUAUCAGCGCAAGCUUUCGAUCACUCCCUUCGAGGCGCUGAAGAUUCCCACCACCACGGCCUCGGGAGACUCGACACCCUGCAGUUCCCCUCUACCGAUUAUUCCGCCGAUCAAUAUUAUUUCGCCGACCAUGGAGACCUCGCGGCUCACCUGCAUUUCCCCCCUGCCGGAUACGCGGCGCGAUUCCGUGGACGAGAGCUUCUUUAACAGCAUUAGUCUGCCGGCUCCGCGGCAAUUUGCCGACAGCCGACGGAGCUCCGGGGUGGAUGUCAUCCAGGAAAUCGAGGAAAGCGCAAACGGGGAAACGGUCUACCGCAUGGGCCGCAUGUCCCUCUCCGGAGGAGCCAAUAUCGAUGAUGCUGGGAAUCUCCUCCCAGCAAGCAUUGAAUCUCCCGCCGACCGCAAGGUGGACUUCCUGCGAGUGCCCAUACUCACGGGCGAGCCGAUAGUGGACCCACUUUCCGACUACCGACCUAUCGAGGUGUUCGAACGCACCUACUACAUGAAUCGAGAACUCGACAGGGGGAAGGAGGGAAUUGAAGAGAAGAAGGUGGAUCCAGAGAAGGAGAAGUCCUGCGGCACGGACGUGGAGAAGGAGGACAAUAUGCCCACCGAGAAGCAAGCACUGGUACAUAUUUGUAACCUGCAGGUACCCGGCAUUGUCGUUACCCCCAACUCCCAAAAUGUUUACACAAGCGCCAGUCUAACAAUCAUUGACACCGAUGCACAGACCACCACUGAACAGUCGUCCUCCGAAGAAAUAAUGGGAGAGGCUAGCGACGUGCUUUCCGCGAUUAGCAAUGAGGAGUGCAGCGUGGCCUCCGAAAUUUUCGACAAGCAGGAUGCUGGUCAUACUCUUGGGGAUAUUAUUCAGAGUCUCGAUGCCAGCAACUUUACACACAUCGACUCCCCGGAGACCAGCGACGAGACGGAGGCCAUGCCCGGCGAGAGCAUUAUGGACGACAUCAGCUCUGUCCUGGGCCACGACAUAACCUAUGCCCUGCAGGACAGCACCUUGACCGACGACACCACCACGCUCUGCUCCGAGCAUGUCGGACCACCGAAGCCGCCGCGCAAGAAGUCCCUGAGCGCCCUGACCCGCGGUCACUCGCAUCCGCGCCGACGUAACUCUUCGCCGCCGCGAAUGGCGCGUCUGGCGCGGAUGGACAGCGACGACAAUCCCCAGCAGUUUGGGUUCGAGAACAUCGUGUUCGAGAUCGACAAUCGGUGCGACGACCAGAAGAUGCGAGAGCCGCCGCGAUACUGCAGCCUCGCCCAGUUCGUGGAAGGUAACGAUAUAGCGCGUCAGAGCUUCAAGCGUAACAAAAAGAGAACCUCACUGAAAAACACUACAACCACUGCACUCGUAUCCCAACAGCAGCUGAUGCUAGAUCAGCAGAAGCAACAGAAGGAUCAAUUGCAACAACAACGAAGCAACGACAACGAUUUCGAGGAAUUGGAAUUGGAAGCCGAGGCCCAACAAACGCCAACGAAUACCAUGACUAAUCUUAUGGCUACCACCAGUGAAGAUGAGCUGUCCACGCAGACGGCCAUCAAAAUAGAAAUACAAGACGUUGAUGCCACAAUGCGCAACACGACAAUCAACUCCGUCUCCGGUAGCUCCAAUGGCAGCAUGAGGGCCAAUACGAUACUGACCUCGUCGACCUCGCCCACUAAGAAAUCGGGCCAUGGACAAGAUGUAAAGCGCAUAACUUUUGAUGAGUCGUGUAAGAAAGAAUCCUUUGAUGAUGUAAAUCCCAACUAUCCACAGAUAAGUGUUGUUGUGCGCCCGCCGACGCCAUUGCGCGGCGAUUCGGUAAAGCCCUCGGGAUCUUUGCUGUCGGACGGCUCCGCAGGAGCUAUAUCCAUGGCGAUGGGGUGCUCCAGUUUACUGGGGGUAAGGGCGAUGAACGCUGAAAUUCGGCGCCACUCAAGCCAUGCACCCGGCUUGGCCGUUCGCGAGAUCGACAAGGACAAGGACCGUCGACACUCUGGCUUCAAUCCCAACCUGCUGACUCUGGAUCCGGAGCAUGCACGCUUCUUAAGCAGCUCUCCGGCAGCCAGCCGCAGGAUAAGCUGCGGUAGCCUCUUCAAGCCGAACGAAGCUCUGCCGAAUCUCCAGACUCUGAAGGGCUCCAAGUCGAGCCUGUUCAUGGGCUCCACCCUCUUCGGCUUCGACCAGUUUGCAGGCGGAGACAAGGAAAAGGACGAAAAGGGUUGCAAGGACAAGGAGAAGACACCCACCGAAGAGGCAGGCCGGAAAUUGCCGAUUAUCAAUCCUUUGGUGCGAUUACCCAACUGGCCAAACCUUGCUAACGGCGGUGGCUUUAUAUCCAAGUGUCUGCUCGCCAAUGCUGAUACCCUUUGCGCGGCUGUUAGCCCGCUUAUGGAUCCUGACGAAACCCUACUUGCCGGCUACCACGAAAAGUGCGUAAUGAACAAUUAUUUCGGUAUCGGCAUCGACGCAAAGAUCUCGCUGGACUUCCACAACAAGCGCGAGGAGCAUCCGGAGAAGUGUCGGUCCAGGGCACGCAACUACAUGUGGUAUGGAGUUCUUGGAUCCAAGCAGCUGUUGCAGAAAACCUGCAAGAACCUCGAGCAGCGUGUGCAGCUGGAGUGCGACGGUCAACGCAUCCCCCUACCAGAACUCCAGGGUAUCGUAAUCCUGAACAUUCCCAGUUUUAUGGGCGGCACUAACUUUUGGGGCAGCAGCAAGAAAGACGAUAUUUUCUUGCCCCCCAGCUUCGAUGAUCGAGUUCUCGAAGUGGUGGCCGUUUUUGGAUCCGUUCAAAUGGCUGCUUCCCGGCUGAUCAACUUGCAACAUCAUCGGAUCGCCCAGUGCCAGAGCGUUCAGAUCAAUAUCCUGGGCGAUGAAGAGAUACCCAUCCAGGUUGACGGUGAGGCUUGGCUACAGCCCCCCGGAAUGAUCCGAAUCCUGCACAAAAACCGUGUGCAAAUGUUGUGUCGCAACCGGAGCUUAGAGCUCUCGCUGAAGAGCUGGCAGGAGAAACAGCGCCAACACAGCAUCUCCAUUCAGCGGGACACCUCUUCCACCACCUCCGAGCACGCCACCUCUACCGACGAGGUCAUUUCGGAGCGAGAGUGCUAUGUGCUCCUUAACUUUAUAGAGGCAGUCAGUUCCCUGGUGAAGUGGGUCAAGUUCUUGAUCAUCUCCCACCCGGCCUUGCAGCACGAUCUAUACGCAGUGGCCUGUCGAGCCAGCGAAGCUCUUGAAAGUAUUCACCCACAGGGAAAGUUGCUAGAAGGACCCUCGCUGCGCACGAAGCUAGUGGAGGUCAUCGACUCCUCGCGACAAUUGUACGACGACGCCUGCACCUUGCUGCGUGAUCGGGGCCACAGCCUGAUCCUGCGGGAGGACUUGGAGACCAAGCUUAGUGCAGCCCUGGCGAAUAUGGAGAUGGAGCUGAAGAAGUGCUCUGUCCAGAAGUGUAUUGACGGAAAGCUGCGGGCCUACUUCAAUGUCCUGGCACCCAACGAGGAGCCCGAUGCCCGUCGAAAAUCAAGACCCUUCUGGGUACGCUUGCGAUCAGGAUCUACAGCCGGCCAGCAGGCAUUUAAGCCUCCUCUAACCAACACCCGUGAGGCGGCCAACAACUGGAGUGUCAACGAGGUGGUGACCUGGCUGGAGACAAUGCAGCUUUCGGAAUACGUAGACAGCUUCUUGAAGAACGACAUUCGGGGCAAGGAGCUACUAACCCUGGGAAGGCGCGACCUUAAGGAUCUGGGUGUAGUUAAGGUGGGACACGUGAAGCGCAUCCUACAGGCCAUUAAAGAUCUCAGCGAGAACUAAGAUGCAGUGAGGUAUUGGCAACCUAGUACAAAACACAGUCUUCGAACAGAGCUCUUAGAGUUUAAAGAGGGAAAUAAGUUGUAAAGUUGCAAACAAGCUGGGGAGAGGAUAUUUUUAUGGGAAAACUGCACACAACAAUCAUUAACUUAUAGGCUAGCUAAGCUAACAAAGUAUAAUCUUAAAAAAUGAAAUGGAAAAGUACACAUUAUAUACACAUCGAGUACGAACAUUAAUAAGUAGUACCAUUUACGGACGCACUUCUCCAAGAAAGGAUAACUUGGACGGCUGCAAUAUUCAAAUGGCAGAGAGUAGGACCUACAUAUUUUUGAAUUCAUAGAAAUGUAAGCGAGAUAUAAAGUUUAAAUCGAAAGACGAUGCUAUGUUUUAUCUUUUGUGUGCGAUUAUAUCAAAAUCAUAAACACUAAAAGAUUGGCAAUUUAACGAAUUUAAAUGUAGAAGCACAUACAAAACCUAAAUUAAUAUACAACAUCUGUUAGAUUGCAAGUGUUUAUCUUUCAAGUUACGCUUAAUAUGUAUAACAAGCCCCAACCAAAUCAGCCCAAUGAUCUAGUUAAACACCCGACUUACCACGGAACUUAAAACCAAACCGAUUCUAAACCUAUAAGCAAUUAAAAUUUUACAAGCCCAUACCUAAGCCCCAAUCUAUUGUGGACAUAUAUAAUAUUCUUAUACAAAUACGUAGAUAUUCGAAACUAUUGUUAAAUCGGAUUGAUGCUAUAAUUAUUUAAAUGCAACAAUGAAAAGUCUGUUAAACGUGUCAUAAUUUGUGGUAUAACAAGAAACUAAAACAUGUUUAUUUAAAUUUAAUUGUUAGGUCCAGUGACGUUUUUUCAAGAAUAAGUUUAGGCUAGACUCUCGGAGAAUCUGGUGGCGUAUUCCAGAACCCAAAUAAAUUAAUUUGUUACAAUAUACAAGCAUAUGAAAAAUAUAUAAGCUAUUAAUAGAGCGAAUCAUUUUUGGUAUACAUUUAAUCUUUUUAAGUGUAUCCGAAGAAAAGAAUCACGACUUUUAUGAAUUCCUUUAAGUAUUAGGGCGGCAUUGUGCUAAUUUUUUUAGACCGAUUUUCAUUUGAUUUUAAGUGCGACUGUGUAGCCCUAACCCUAGAUAUAAAAUCAUAAACAUAUAAAUAGCUGCAUAUGAGUAACAACUUGAAAAUAUAUGCUUUAGGCCGGUUUUAAAAGGUUACUCUAGGUGCCUCCCAUCGAGUGAUUUUUUGAAACAGUCGGCUCUUAGGCAUUGUAUUCCGUAACAAAUCACUUGAGCGACGUCUAAAUGUUAUAUUAUAUUAUGAUUUAAUAUACAAGUAUAAAUGAGCCCAGACCAGCUCAAUUGAUUUGUUAUUACGACACAUCUAUGUAUUUGCACCCGUAGUCAUUUGAUUAUUUAAAAAUGUUCCCACACAUAUUUCUGAAACUUGUUACGCUUAUGAUUACCCUUAAUAAAAAAUAAAGAACAAUUAACAAAACGAACUACGGAAUAUAAUAGAAUAUCUAAUCAAUUGAAUAAUAAACAAAAUUAUAUUUUAGGAAUAAAAACACACAUUGGUACAUUUUUCGACACAUGUAUUUUCGAGCAAACUUUAACGAACUUAAACCAUAAUUAUACCUUAUCAUAUAAAGUUAAAAGAAAAUAUUUAAGUAUUACAUUAAACUAAAAACGGCAAUUCGAAUACCCCUUUUCUUCGAAUUUUCAUACCUUAUAGAAUUUAUGUUUCUUUUGUUUCCCAAAACACUGUGAUAACAGCUUUCUAUAUUCCUGUAAAAAAAAAACUACGCAAAUAAAGCAAGCAAUGCAUUGCAAUAUAAACAUUUCGUCUACAAUCAGUAUAUAGGUGAUACCUAGAAAAACAAUUAAGCAGCAAUAAAUGUUAAACAAAAUUAAUAAUGAAUGAACUUCAACAGCCUAUUCCCAGUAAAAAUACAAGUUUUUUUCCAGACAUUGUGUAAUUAAACGUAUUCCUAAACUCAUAAUGUUAUGUGAAAAGCAAACUAACAAUUUUCUAUCAAGCUAAACUAAAUCAAUUAUAAUAAAAUCCAUUUUUUUAAAAAAAACUCCUAAAUAAAACCAACUGUAAU